AUGGCUGCUGCCGCUGUUCAACUCCCUGCCUCUCAUGGCUCUCUGCUCGCAGAAAAGCCCCAAAUUCCAGUCCCCGAGAAUCCUCACCAUGUCCAGACUACCCUCAACUUCCUCAAGGAAAACGAGGAUGGCUCGCCCCCAGCGCCUUCCUACGUAGGAAGACCAGAGACUUUCGAUAAACCUAUCACUACCCUUCCAGCGACCAUCCACGACAUCAGCGGCCAUGAGCUCGAAUACAAGCUAGAUAGCCAUGGCUUCCAGAUUUACUACCACGAAAGCCAAGAAAAGGACUUCCUGGACGAGGAGAAGAUCAAGAGGGAGUACUAUCCGGAGACAGAGCAACUGCUGAAAGACGCCACAGGCGCCUCCCGCAUCUUCAUCUUCGACCACACCAUCCGCCGCGAAUCAGCCGAUAGAUCCUUCGGCACCCAGCUCCGCGGACCUGUACAACGCGUGCACAUUGACCAGACCUACGAAGCAUCUAAGAACAGAGUCACCUUCCAUCUCCCCGAAGACGCCCCCGAACUCCUCCAGGGCCGAUACCAGAUCAUCAACGUCUGGCGUCCGAUCAAGACUAUAUUGAAAAGUCCCUUGGCGGUGGCAGAUGCCCACUCAGUGCCUGACAGUGAUCUUGUCCCUACCGGGCUCAUCUACCCGGACCGCGAGGGCGCGACAUACUCCGUCAAGCCGAAUCCGAAUAUCAAGUGGUACUAUCGCUAUGGCCAGACUCCGGAUUUGGUGACGCUGAUCAAAUGUUUCGAUUCUAAGGUUGAUGGAAGGGCUCGUCGUGUGCCUCAUACUGCUUUUGUGAAUCCCGAGACAGAGCACGAGGCUGGGAGGGAGAGUAUUGAGGUGCGGGCGUUGGUCUUCCAUCCUGAUGAUCGUGAGUAG
Penicillium paradoxum is the source of this 891-nucleotide messenger RNA. RefSeq lists its product as uncharacterized. NCBI's taxonomy places the organism in Eukaryota, Fungi, Ascomycota, Eurotiomycetes, Eurotiales, Aspergillaceae. The record is from RefSeq and is a predicted model, not a curated record. Bases 1 to 891 code for a protein of 296 amino acids. The transcript is spliced from 2 exons. Gene Ontology annotation, molecular function: oxidoreductase activity.